Molecule: messenger RNA, 2286 nt
Organism: Cladocopium goreaui
Lineage: Eukaryota; Dinophyceae; Suessiales; Symbiodiniaceae
Source: the annotation of a GenBank genome assembly
CCCAUGUUUGCAGUUUGGAUUUCCGCCCUAUGGCUGCAGCUGACCAGUCGAGUCAUUCGAGCCGGGUCGGAGUCCGACAUGGUGAUUCCCAGGAUGAAGGCACAGGGGCUGACAACGCCCGCCCAAAUUCACAGGGCUUUGGCUCCUGCCUGGAAGAGUUUGGUGGAAGAGCGCAAUGCUGCAGGACUCGUCGCUCCCAAGGAGGAGGGGCAAGCCCAAGCUCCGCUAGGUCCCGAGGAAGCCGCAUUUCAAUAUGAUCGAGUUCAGAGAGGAGAGGUGGACUCAGCUCGGCUACUCCUGGUCUUUGGCAUGGUACCAUCAGCAAGGUACUUGGAUGACAGCACGAGCCGUUUCUUGACGGAGCAUGACGAAGGUCGGAAUGAAAGCAGGGGUGACUUGGAAGUUCACCUGGCAUCGCAUCGUUAUGCGGAUGGUGCCUCACCGCUUCACAUGGCAGCUAUGUUUGGCUUUCCUCAAGCCUUGAGAUCUUUGUUGCAGUCUGGUGCUGAUCUGAAUGUCACCAGUCAGUCAGGACUUCAAGCCAUUCACGCAGCAGCCAUUGCGGGCCAUGCAGAUGUUGUGGAGAUCCUAGUGGAACAUGGAGCAGAUCCCAACUCGCGCCAUAGAUUUGCCGGAAAUUCGCCAUUGCACUUUGCUGCCGAGAUGGGCCAUCUGUCGGUGGUGCGUCGCCUCUGCGACUUGAAGGCUGACGUGGAAGCAGAGAAGAUGCAGGGAGGUACUGCCCUGCAUACAGCUGCAGACACCAACAAUGCCGCUGUAGCUCAGGUCCUAUUGGAAUCUUGCGCUGCGGACCCUGAAGCUCUACUGUUGGGAGAUACGGUUCCACUGUAUCUGGCAGCUGGUCGUGGAUUUCCGAAAGUCAUCGAUGUGCUGAUAGCUGGAGGGGCCAACCCUGAUAGGACUCUUCGUUCCAGACGAGUGCGCAGCAAAGGGAAGGUCACCUCAGCUUCUCUGCCCGGCAGCAGCCCGGAUGCACCGGGCUGGGAAGAGGGAAAUGGUGCGACGCCCUGGCACAAUGCCUGCGAGAACGGCCACCUCUCAGCUGUAAGAGCCUUUCUGGAUGCUGGAGCUCGACAACUGAACACCAUGGAAGGUGUAACACCUCUGAUCACCGCCCUGCAGUACUCGCACCCGGAGAUCGCCAUGGCGUUGCUAGAUGGACGAACACCAGCACAGCUGGAUGUGACAUCUCCUAGAGACGGGCAGUCCGCCCUGCACAUCGCCAGCGGCCUGGGCUUCGCGACGGUCGUGGCCCGGAUUCUCCACUUGGGCGGCCGAAGCGACGUCCGAGACCGUGCAGGCCACCUACCGCUUGACUACGCUGCAAGUGGCCCUGUGCGUUGGUUGCUGCAGCGUUUUCACGGCAGGGAUCGCCACUUAGAUUCCAUUGCGCGCUCCUACCUCAGCGGUGGGUUGGAUGAAGCCCUAGGGCAGAUCGAUGGAGCUGAUGUAAGUGCUGUGAAGAAGGAAACCUACAGGAAAUAUUUGGCCGCGCAUCACGAUGGCACGCUGCCAGAAGAGGUCUCCCAGCUGGCUAGGCUCAUCAAAGAGGACGUCGGAGAGAUGGCAAUGUUUCAGUUCUCUGUGGCUCGAUAUCUGCUGGCGGGUGCCAGUGAUUUACCUACGGCCAUCGAGGCAAUGCUGAGUGGCGACAGCGAGACGGCCGUCCAGGUGGGUCUCGUUUUGUUGGGAGUGACGCGGAAGGUGAGUUACCAACCUGGCAGAGCGCUGUGGGUGAACGGUGUGCAGCUUCUUCCGCAGCUGCAAAAUCUCUUGAAGGCGGCUGCUGAAACGUCUGAUGCCGCAGCAUUGGAGGAGAUGGCGCAAGACCUGCUACGGAGCAUUGAACCAUUGCAGCGUUCCGAGCUGUAAACGUUCCGGGCUGUCGAUCAACUGGAUUGGAAGCUUCAAGAUCCGACAGGAGGAGGAGCCGGGUGAUACUCUUGGCCAUUCUUGGCCCCAUCGGCUGGAAGAAGGUCAGCUUAUGAUGCUUAUGUCAGCUUCCAGAAUCCUCCAGAAUCCUCGAAUCCUCCAGAAGGUGCCGAAACCAGCCGACACUGAGAAGUCUGCCAGAGCUAACUUGGGCUGAGAGGUUACUAUUUGCACUGACCAUUUGCAGGUGAUUCUCACCCGAACCGCUGCAAAAAAUCAAGGCAUCUCCAGGCCUCCAAGCAGUUCCCCAGUGAAUUCAGAGUCCAAAUCUGGACAACCCCGGAGAGAUCCCCAAUCACAUCCAGUACAACUUGGACGUCUGCAGCAAUGCCG